CCGACAUUAAUGCAUCUCUCGUCUUUCUUACUCGCAGAAUUCGCCAUUUUUGUUUCCACCAUCUCUCUGUUUUCGUCGACGGACGAACAUGACCGACAAAGUCUCGACGGUAUGCUUAUUAUCCGUACUCCUCGUCGUCGUCUGCUCCGUGGGUCAGUCCUCCGGUGCUGACGUGGAGGCUCUGUUGGCCUUCAAGUCGUCUCUGGUCAACGCCUCCACCGAGGAGCUGAGAAGCUGGGACGCCGCCGUGGCUCCGCCGUGCGACGCCGGAGGAAACGGGUCGAGCUGGAAGGGAGUGAUGUGUUCGAACGGCGUCGUUUUCGCCGUCCGGCUCGAGAACAUGUCUCUCUCCGGGGCGCUUGACUUUCACGCGCUCGGCGGCUUACGCGGACUCCGGAGCCUGAGCUUCAUGUACAACGCGUUCGAGGGGACGAUGCCAGGUGGCGUGAGCGGAUUGGUGUCGCUGGUGCAUCUCUACUUGGCUUAUAACCGGUUUUCCGGCGAGGUAGGGGAGGAUGUUUUCGCCGGGCUGAGGCAGCUGAGGCGGGUGCAUUUGGAGGGAAACCGGUUUUCCGGCGAGAUUCCGAUGUCGCUGGCGAGAUUGCCGAAGCUGGUAGAGAUGAAUCUCGAAGGGAAUCUUUUCUCAGGGAAUAUUCCAUGGUUUGAUCAGAAGGAUUUGGUUAUGGUUAACGUCGCUAAUAACCGAUUAGAAGGCCGGAUUCCUCGUACGCUCAGUGACAUGAACUCCACAUUCUUCACAGGUAACAAGGACCUCUGUGGAAGGCCUUUGGGUCCCUGCAGAUUCUCCGCCGCUCGUCCGCCGCCGUGGACUGUGGUUCUCCUCGCCGUAACCGUCCUUGCCAUCGUCGUCCUCCUCAUUGUCUUCCUCGGCGUCUGCUUCAUCAGCUUACGACACCGCCACGGCCACGGCCAUGGCGUCGCCGAGCAAUCCGCUUCGAAAGGCACUCAGGACUCGAAGAUCUACAAGAAGCUCGCCGACGAUGCCGUGCAGAGAGAGGUGGUUCACUCUCCGUCGUUGGAGAAGCCAGGAGAUCAGCGGAAGCUGCAUUUUGUACGGAACGAUCGCGAGAAGUUCACGCUUCAGGACAUGCUUCGAGCUUCUGCGGAGGUUCUCGGAAGCGGCGGGUUCGGUUCUUCGUACAAGGCGGUUCUGUCGAGUGGUUGCGCGGUGGUAGUGAAACGGUUCCGAUACAUGAACAACAUGGGGAAGGAAGAGUUCUAUGAUCACUUGAAGAAGAUCGGGAGACUGUCUCAUCCUAAUCUCUUACCGUUGAUUGCUUUCUACUACAGAAGAGAGGAGAAGCUUCUGGUAUCUGAUUUCAUCCCCAAUGGCAGUCUCGCGAAUCUCCUCCAUGCUAAUCGAACUCCUGGGCAAGUGGUGUUGGACUGGCCGAUCCGUUUGAAGAUCAUCAGAGGAGUCGCAAGAGGACUGGCUUAUCUCUACAGAGUGUUCCCGGAUCUGAAUCUGCCUCAUGGAAAUCUCAAAUCUUCAAACGUGUUGCUCGAUCACAACUUCGAACCACUCCUCACGGACUACGCUCUCGUUCCAGUGGUCAACAAGGAACAAGCUCAGCAGUUCACCGUGGCCUACAAGUCGCCGGAGUUCACGCAACAGGACAGGAUCUCGAGGAAGUCUGACGUGUGGAGCCUGGGGAUUCUGAUACUAGAGGUCCUGACAGGGAAGUUUCCAGCGAACUAUCUCCGGCAAGGGAAAGGAGCUAACGACGAAUUGGCUGCUUGGGUAGAGUCCAUUGCAAGAACAGAGUGGACAUCGGAGGUGUUCGAUAAGGACAUGGGAGUAGGGAAGGAGCACGAGGGGCAGAUGUUGAAGCUGCUCAAGAUUGGAUUGAGAUGCAGUGAUUGGGAUAUGGAGAGAAGGAUUGAGCUCAACGAAGCCGUGGACCGUAUCGAGGAACUUGACAGAGAUUCAGGUGGGGAUCACGAAAGUGUCCGAACUUCAUACGUGACUGCUAGCGAAGGUGAUCACCGUUCUUCAAGAGCCAUGACUGAAGAGUUCUCGCUCAUGUAAAACACCACGACCAAGCUCAAUCUCAUCUAAAUCUUCUGAUUUUCAUUUUCUUGAUGUUUGUUGAUCAAGUUUGGUGACUGUGUUUAGGUAAGAUCCUCAGUUUUCUUUCUGUCACGCUAUCGAUUCAACUCUUGCUAGUUUAAUAGACAUUGAUUGAUGUGCAAAGCUUUGUUUUUUUAUGUUUUUGUUCAGUUUCUUUCUUUGUAUACUUCAUGCCAUAUUGGUAUUGUUCUAGACGAGAAAACAUGUCUUCUUCUGUCAUAUCUUCAAUCUGUUCACAAAUCGAUGCAGUCCGUUAUCCCCUUUCCUUGGAGAUUUACAUUCUUGAUGAACAUAGGGCAGGGGACAAAGCAAACAGAGUAUCAGACAAAGGAUUUGUGGCAUCUUGUUUUGUAAUGUUCGGAUAUAGUUUACUUGCAGGAAAGGACAUCAGGAACUAUACUGAAACCUGAGUUCUCCAAUAUAUCUGGUAGAGGGUACAAGUUUCUGAAUUUGUGGGCAAGACCAUUGCGCUAUAUAUACACUUUGGUGCCCGCCUUGUCGUUCCUUCACCUUUCAGCUCGUAGAAAACUACAACGAGCUCGCAGUUACAGCUAAAAUCUGCUUCGACAGAGACUAUGUAGAAUUCAACAAGAACAUGACCAACAUGCCUCUGCAGAAUCUUCAACAUCAAACUUAUCCAGGCCUUAAUAAUCAUAAGGACCAGAAGGCAAAAACCCGUAAACGCAAAUGGCAAGACCCUUGAUAUCCAUGUGCAGAGCAAGGAGUUACCUGUAUCCCGACUCAAGCAUGGCAGUGACAGAGAUUGAAGCCGGUCUGAAGAAGGAAGAUGACGGGCAUGAAGGAUAAGAAACAUGAACAUGAUGAUCUGAAUCUCGACAUGACAAAAGCUUAUGUAUGCGACUUCUGCAAGAAACAAGGAAGAUUAUGGGCAUUCUGGUGCGGUAUGCCUGUGACUACGAUCCUCAUCCCACGUAUGUGGAACAACAAGAAACAAUCAUCGUUUUAGCAAUUACAGGAAGAGAAGUCGGAUAUCAAAAGAAGGGAAGCCGGCAAACAAGGAGAGGCGCCUAUACAGAAGAGAACCAGAAGCAAUGGAUUUUUAGAAAUGCACUUUGCCCUUUCCUCCAUAUUCGCUGGUUGCAAAAACAUAAAAACAAACAACACGCAAGGAAGGGACAUCAGAGGGAGAGAGAGAGAGAGAGAGAGAGAGAGAGAGAGAGAGAGAGAGAGAGGAGACAAACCAAGAAACAAGAAACACCAUCUUAGGACAACGAAUUCUGCUUCUCUCUCUCUCUCUCUCUCUCUGGUGGCCCUCAACGAUUUCCUCUUGAGUAAUCUCGAACCUUGAGUUUCCUUGGCUUUUUCAAGGUGUCAGCUUGUUUGGGGAUAGAAAGAGAUUCAUACAGCAGAAAAGGAGAGAUAGUGAGAAUCGAGAUGUUGAUGGCGAAGAACGGUGUUGGGAAGGAAGGAGGAGCCCUUGGUGGUUGUGGAGCCAAUGGGUUGGUAGCAGUGGCGAUAGAUAGAGACAAGACCAGCCAGAAUGCGCUGAAAUGGACGGUUGAUCAUUUGUUGCAGAGAGGCCAAUCCGUCAUUCUCAUCCACGUCAAGCUCCGACCUUCUCCUUUGUCAUCGAGCCCAUCUCUUAAUGGUAACUCUGCAAAGCUGAACCAAAU
Molecule: messenger RNA, 3726 nt
Organism: Tarenaya hassleriana
Lineage: Eukaryota; Viridiplantae; Streptophyta; Magnoliopsida; Brassicales; Cleomaceae
Product: probable LRR receptor-like serine/threonine-protein kinase At4g31250
Exons: 6
Coding region: 89-2050 (653 amino acids)
Biological process (GO): protein phosphorylation
Molecular function (GO): protein binding; protein kinase activity; ATP binding
Source: RefSeq, a predicted model, not a curated record